CGUAAUAAACAUUUAAUUACAUACGAGCCUACUUAAAGAAUAUCUUAAAGUACUAACGUUCUAUUUAAGUCAUGUCUAACACAAAAGAAGAACCAGCUGUGUUAGCUCUGCAAUGCUUUCAAAAGAAGGAGUACAAUGGAACUCUGCAGCACUUAUCAGAGCUGGACACCCUCACAGGAGGCGCCAACCGACGCGUACAGCACAACAAGAUAGUCGCCGAGUUCAUGGCUGGCGACAUGAAGGAUAUUGACAAGUACAAGAAAGCCAUCACACAGUUUUUAGGAGUCACUUACCCCGACAUUGAAGUGAAAGAUUUUAGUAUUCCUUUUGCCGUCUACAACUAUGCUGUGUUGCUGUACCACUCGCGCUACUACUACCAGUGCGCUGUUCUGCUUGAGAAGCUACUCACGUCUGUCAAGACUAUUAAAGACAAGAAAUUAGUCCAGCAAAUCGUCCUGUUGUUGUUGGAAGCUACCUUGUGCCGACGCACUUACGAUAAAACACUAGAAGUGGCCAAGACCCACGGGGAGGUUGUGAAAGGGUCAGAGUCCAGUGACCUGCUGGACCGGCAGGUGGCGCGCGCGCAGCUCCUCCUUGGCAGUAAGGAACCUUUGAACCUGAAACCGGACACCAUUGAAAAUGUCUUCAUUCUCGCUCAACAGUUGUACUUGAAUGGAGAUGCCAAAGAAGCAGUGAACAUGCUGGCAAAAUACAAGGAAAUCAAGUACAAUUAUGAUUUAAAAACACAGGGUGAAGAGAUCUGGGCAGCCAUAAACAACAAUUUGGGCAUUGUUUAUGUGUCAGCCAACAAGCCAUAUCUUGCAUCUAAAUACUUCCAAGUGGCUAUUAAAGAGCAUUUCAGGGUGAUGGAGAAUGAGGACAGUGAGAGGCUCAUCACUUGUAGAGACCGACCGCUGUAUGUGUACAACCUGGGCAUAGCCCUGCUGGCAGCCAACAAUGCAGAAGGAGCAUUUGAAUGUCUGGUGGAGGCGGCUCGGCACUACCCCAACAACCCACGCAUCUGGCAGAGGCUGGCCGACUGCUGCGUGAAGAAAUGCUGCAGCGAUGAAGCCCAGCAGUUCACUGUGAAGAAACUGGGCAGCGGCUCUCACACCCGCGUCUUGCUAGCCAGGGAGAACAAAGAGAAAUACUCAACAACAGGGGAAUCCUUUGCUAUACCAUCACUGUCACUAGAAUUUGCAGCGUUAUGCCUCAGAAAUGCUGUGACAUUGCUGCCAAACCAGGACCCACCUGCAGAUGUUGAUGCUCCAUUGAUACAGGCACCUCCUAGUGUACCCAUCAGCUGGAAGCAGCGGUGUGAGCUGAAGAACUCAGUACUAGUCCUUCAGAGCUAUGUACUACUCAACCUGCAAGAUCCCCUGUCAGCUCUCACCAGUGCCAAUGAGCUGCUAGCCCAGCCCGACGUGGCCAAUGACCACAAGGCCUGGGCUCACAUCUACGCAGCAGAGGCUCUCAUCAAUUUAGAUAGAAUAUCUGAUGCAGUUGAGCAUUUGAACCCUCCAAUGAUUCACGAAUUAGUCAGUGUCCUACCGCCUCAGAUGAGGGAUAUAAUUGGGGUGUCAGUAUGGGCCAAAGCUGCUGUCUGCCACAUCCUGAGAGGAGACCUGGUGACCGCCAGGAAGAUCCUGCUGCAGAUCAACUCCCCGAGGGUGCUUCCACUGCAGAUGUACUUGGAAAUCUGUACUGGUAACAUUGAGAACUGUCACGCGAUACUCAGGAAACUUAGGCAUUCUAAUGUAUCCUAGAAAUUAUUUAUGUUAUGAAUUUUGGUGGCAAUAAAUAAAAGAUGCUUUA
Molecule: messenger RNA, 1815 nt
Organism: Plutella xylostella (diamondback moth)
Lineage: Eukaryota; Metazoa; Arthropoda; Insecta; Lepidoptera; Plutellidae
Product: CCR4-NOT transcription complex subunit 10
Biological process (GO): mRNA catabolic process; negative regulation of translation
Cellular component (GO): CCR4-NOT complex
Molecular function (GO): protein binding
Source: RefSeq, a predicted model, not a curated record